UUGUUAUUGCAGUUGGUCUAGUUCGAGCAUACCUGGCUAAAGGUAGCUACCAUAGCCUUUACUAUUCAAUAGAAAAGCCCCUGAAAUUCUUCCAAACUGGAGCUUUGCUUGAGAUUCUGCACUGUGCAUUUGGCAUUGUUCCCUCUUCUGUUGUUCUGACUGCUUUCCAAGUGAUGUCAAGGGUUUUCCUGACGUGGGCAGUAACACAUAGUGUAAAAGAGGUACAAACUGAAGAUAGUGUCCUGUUGUUUGUCGUGGCCUGGACAAUCACUGAGAUAAUCCGUUACUCUUUUUAUACGUUUAGCUUGUUAAACCAUCUCCCUUAUCUCAUCAAAUGGGCCAGGUACACUUUGUUUAUAGUAUUGUAUCCAAUGGGAGUCUCAGGUGAAUUACUCACAAUAUAUGCUGCAUUACCCUUCGUCAGGCAGUCUGGCUUGUAUUCCAUUAGUUUACCUAACAAGUACAAUUUUUCUUUUGACUACUAUACAUUCCUGAUCCUGGUUAUGAUCUCUUACAUUCCAAUCUUUCCUCAGCUGUAUUUUCAUAUGCUACAUCAGAGACGAAAGGUACUCUCCCACACUGAAGAACACAAAAAGUCGGAGUAAUUCCAACUCUUUUUCAGAACUUUUCAAACAUCAAAAUGCUGCAGAUUUUCAAUACCCAGCACAUUUAUAAAGAAUAUACCAGGAUAAAAUAAGUCAGAGGUAAAAGACCAAUAAUUUAGCAAGAAUAACCAAUAAAUCUGAUUUCACUGAAAUUCCACAAUGUAAAACAUUGAAAUAAUUUUCAGCUUGCAGUGCUUCAGAAAACUUUAAAACUUUAUAUGGCUUGGCAGUUAGCCUUUUCCUUUUCCUUAAAUGAUGUGCUAAAUGGUUUUCAUUUAUUACUAAAUGCCUGAAGGUUGCAGUAUAAGUGAUGAAGUUGUACCCACUAAAUGCUUGAAUUGGGAUUAUAUUACUGAUACCUCUUUUUUAAGUGCUUGACUGCAUGCCAGAAACUGUAUGUAUUGCUGUGAAAGCAAACAAUAUGCUCUGGAAUACUUUAGGAUUUUGUCAGAGACUCCAGUGGACAAUGUAAUCCGGGCAAAGUGUUUGAAUUUAGAAAGGUAGGUUGUGUAUUUAAAAGGUGAUGGGAACAAGAAUAGGAAACCAAUUAUGGGAAAUGAGGGGAAUGUGGUUCUUUAGGAAUUUAAACAGUAGGGUGUCUGACCAGAGCGUUCUCUGAAGAUCUUGUUUAAGCCGACUACUCAAAUGCUAAUGUUAAUUCAGAGGCUAUAAUGCUUAUCUGAAACAUUAAAACUCCUCUAAGUACUGCAUCCCUGGAUACUUCUUUAAAUAUU
This is a messenger RNA of Fulmarus glacialis (Northern fulmar), 1339 nucleotides long. RefSeq names its product protein tyrosine phosphatase-like (proline instead of catalytic arginine), member b (gene HACD2). Gene Ontology annotation, cellular component: endoplasmic reticulum membrane. The transcript has 6 exons. The record is from RefSeq and is a predicted model, not a curated record. Lineage: Eukaryota; Metazoa; Chordata; Aves; Procellariiformes; Procellariidae. Gene Ontology annotation, biological process: very long-chain fatty acid biosynthetic process; sphingolipid biosynthetic process; fatty acid elongation. Gene Ontology annotation, molecular function: 3-hydroxyacyl-CoA dehydratase activity. The coding region runs from base 174 to 605 and encodes 143 amino acids.